Molecule: messenger RNA, 5446 nt
Organism: Equus caballus (horse)
Lineage: Eukaryota; Metazoa; Chordata; Mammalia; Perissodactyla; Equidae
Gene: RASSF6
Product: Ras association domain family member 6
Biological process (GO): signal transduction
Source: RefSeq, a predicted model, not a curated record
GACUGCCCUGCAGGGGCGAAAAGGAGUAAUAAUUAGCAGCUUCUUGGUCUGGCUGAGCGCGCGGAGGGGCACUGCCAGGCGCCAAGCCCAGCCUGCCCGCCCCUCCUCCGGCGCUUGGCUGCAACCUCCGGCACAGGUGAGCCGGCGCUGACUUUCCGACAGUCAGUCUGUGACUAAGCAGGGCAACAAACUGUCUCCGGUGCAAGUUCAGCCCAACAACUAAGGUAAAAAGGAUCUUUCUGCUCACAUGUGAAUAACAGGUGAAAAUGAAGGAUAUCCUCAGAUGAUCUCAAAAAGGGGGGAAAGAUGGCUAUGAUGCCUCACCAGGGCUCUUCUUGGAUCUUCGUCAAUGAGAGGACAUUCAUUACCAGGGAACAGCUUAAUUCUUUAUUGGAGACCUAUAACAUUUUUUAUGAGAACCAGAAAAAUCUGCAUAUUUUGUAUGGACAGACUGAAGAUGGUAAACUAAUUGUUGAAGGAAUGCUGGACAUUUUCUGGGGAGUGAAACGGCCUAUACAGCUGAAAAUACAAGAUGAGAAGCAAAUCCCUUCUUUUACUGCGUCGAAGUCACCAGAUGUCUUUUCCAAAAGGGGAAUGACACGCUGGGGGGAAUUUGAUGAUCUUUAUCAUAUUAGUGAGCUGGACAGGACCCAGAUUCCAGUGCCUGAAGCAACGAAUUCCCAGGAAGAUUAUUUAUCUUAUCACAGCAGCACUCUGAAGCCUCGUGCAGGUAAAGAGCCAGAAUCCCCACUGCUCUAUAGAACCAUGAGUGAAGCAAACCUGGUGAGAAAAAGGAUGAAGCCUCCAAUGAUGGACAGAAAAGACAGACAAAACCAUAGGGCCUCUAUUAAUGGGCACUUUUAUAACCAUGAAACAUCAAUUUUCACUCCAGCUUUUGGAUCAGAAACUAAGGUCAGAAUAAACAGUAAUAUGCGAACUGAAGAAGUAAUAAAGCAACUUCUCAAAAAAUUUAAGAUUGAAAACAGUGCCCAGGAUUUUGCACUUUACAUAAUUUUUGCAACAGGAGAGCAGAAACGGCUAAAGAAGACAGACAUUCCGCUACUGCAUAGGCUCCUACAGGGACCUUCCUCAAAGAAUGCUCGCAUUUUCCUCAUGGAUAAAGAUGCAGAAGAAAUUAGCAGAGAUGUGGCUCAGUACAUUAACUUCCAUUUUUCUCUCCUGGAAUCCAUCCUUCAAAGAUUAAAUGAAGAAGAGAAAAGAGAGAUUCAAAGAACGGUAACGAAAUUCAAAACAGAAAAGGCUAUUAUACUGAAAUGUCUUCAAAGUAAACGGGUAGUGAAAACAGAGACGACAGUUUAGCGAUGCAGGCUGCUAUUGCUAAAACACUUUAACAAAAUUAGAGAGAUGUUACUAUUUGAUGAGUGCAUAAAUUCUAUACUUGCACUCAUACAAAUAUAUAUGAACUUGAAUCCAUAGAAAUUGAAUGUCAAAGAAGCUUGUCUCUCUUUGAAGUGAUGAGGUUAACUAGAGUUCACAGUUGGACUGAAAUGAGCUUGAAUUUAUUUCAGUAACUGAAAUAAGCAUGGAUACUGUGUAUUCCAAAUAGUUUUUAUAGUAAAACUCAAUGAACUUGAAUUUAAAUGGCACCUUCAGAUAUCAUGCAAUUUAAACUUCUUUAGCUUGAACUCUCAAAAGAACUGAAAUUCAGUUUCAGUUCAGAAAUAAAAACUGUCAGCCCUUGAAACAAAAUGAAGCACAUUCUUCCUCCACCAAGGCAUCUUGUGGUGACAGUGUUUCACAGUGCCUUGAAGACUCUAGCAUUUUCAUAAAAUCCAGGGCUGUCUUUAAAUGGGUGGAUGACUUUUGGCUAUCUGUAACAUCAGAGCUAUCUGCCCUUUAGGAAGGAAAAGAUUGUGGACUCUUCUAAGAAAUCCAAAUUGUAAUUGUCUCAGCCUGACCCUUCUUUUUUCAUCUGUUCGACUGAUGACUUUCAAAAGUGUUAAGGUUUUUUUUUUAAAGGCAGUCGAACUAAUUUUCUUUAUUGUUCUAAAUAAAUAUAGCACAGAGACUUAAUAUAUUUCAUCAACUAGGCCAAGACUUGGCACACAGUAACCAUUGUUGCUGAAUCAAUGCAAUGGAUAAGGCAAAGCAGGUGUCACUAAUGCCAGGCAGGGAAUCGGAGCUCUGCCCUUUUUCUCUAGGACAACUUCUUCUACACGAUGAUGCCCGAGUACUUACAAGUCUGCUAAACUGAUUUGGAAAAAAUACACUGAAAAUGCCACAAGUAUCAUUUGUGAUUUUAUUUAUGAACUCUAUAUUAGAAUAGAGUUUUAUGCAAUAUUCUUCCACUUGCUAAACUACUUCCAUUUGCAUUCCUCAUAAGCACUGUACUGUUUGAUUACAUUACAUGUUACAUGUGUUAAGGGAUAAGGUUGUACGUAAUAAACCCAGUUGGAAGAUUAAUUAUCAAAAUAAUGAAACAUUUUUAAGAUAAAGGUAUUACUUCUCAGGUCACCAGAACCUAACCUGGAUGAAAGUAAAAGUGUGCCAUGACCUUUUCAGUACUAGGAAAUUUCUUUUAUUGAGAAAAAAAGAAGCUUGCUUCUUUAUCUUUUCACCUAUCAAUUAAUAAGAAAAAAAUCUCGUCUCACUAAAAUAAGGCAAAUGUAAUAGUUAAAAUUCAAUAUACUUAUAAAAAACAAAGUAAUAUCAAGUACCCACCAUAAACAUGACAAAAGAUUCAUCUUUAAUAUAUUGAAAGUCUACAAAAUGCAUGAGAAAAAUACCAAGUCUUGGAUAGGAAAAAAAAAAGGCAGAUGGCACAAGAAGUAAAAUCAUGGAAGAGGAAAUGCAAAUGGUUGCUAAGUAUGUGGGAAAGUUGUCUUUUAAGACUGAUCAACUGUAUUAGUCUAUGGCCAAUCAGGAGACAGAAACCACACAGUAAUUUAAACAGGGAAAGUUCAAUAUAGGGAUUCAUUAAGCUGUGAUGAUAAGAGAGUAACUAUAAAGAUGGACAGAGAACUCAAAAGGGUACCCUAACGCUGAGGAAGAAUACCCUAAAAAGGAAAAGCUUGGAAGGAGGAGCUCAGAGUUCACUGGAGAAGGUAUGGUUGCUGUGGAGAGAGGCGAAGUUCACUGGUUGCCCAGGCCAGAGCAGGGGCACAGCCGUAGGGCAAGCAGGAACAACCCCUGGGGUGUGGACCAGCUGAGGCAGGUGGGCAGGUGUGCAAAGGGACUUGGGGCUUCUCUGCAGGCACAAGGCCCAGAUCACAUAGUGUCUAUGUCUGGAGGUCCACAGGAAACAAAGUUUGGGGGCCCAGGUAAGCUGAGGCUGAAGGGUGGGCAGGAAGACAGGGCCGGGGGUGUAGCUGCAGGUGCUGCUAGGACUGGGACUGAAGGGGCCUGCUUUGCAGGAACCUGGUACAACUCUAUGUAUGACUUGGGCUGUGGCAUCUUCUAGGCUGCAUGAGACAAAGGUUGGGCAAGUGGCUCACUAGGUGGCCAGCUCCACAGGGCCCUCUCUGGGAGCAUGCACCAAGUUGAGAAGAUGUGCAGAGCAAUAAUUUGAGCUAGGACACAGGCCUGCACUGGAGUUCCAGGCUCUGCCACCACGAAACCAAUCAAAAGCUGGAAAAGAAGUUGGGGGAACAAAUGCUAGAGAAAGCCGCACCCUAUAGCAACUAGCACUGAAGAAACCACUCUGGGCAUAGCAGUGGAGGAAAAAGUCAGCUUCCCAGGAGCUUGGCCAGCCAGCCCCUAGGAAGCAGGAAAGAGCAACUUCCUCCUACCAUGUUUCUUCAGCGCCCUCUACUGACAAAGCAUGACAUCAUGUAGGCUGCAAAGGAAACUUGUUUAAAGGCUCUGUAUCCAUUUUCACAGAGCCAGAGCAAAGAGUGAAUUUGCAGCAGAGAGGCAAUAAAAUAAUAUCUAGCAUGUCAACAAAACACACUUUGCUAUUAAAUUAGCAAAGUUUAAGUGAUAAUACUGGAUACUAAACAAAUUACAGUGUGAUGGGCACUCAAACUACUGGUAGAAAUAGAAAUGGAUAUAACUUUUCUCAAAAGCAAUUUAGUAGAAAGUUCAUCCUAUAAUUCUACUUGUAGGAUCCUAUCUGGGAAUAAUCAGAAAUACAAAGACACCAUGCAAAGAUUAUUAUUAUUUAUUGUGAUAAAAGGAAGUAAAUAGCCUAACUGUUUAAGAAUAGAAAAAGAGAUUAAAGAAGGAAAGAAACAUUCACCCACAAAAUGUUAGGAAGCUCUUAGAGUUGUUUCCCAAUAAAUUUUAAUUAUGGGAGUAAAUUCUCCUUAUUUAUCUAAAUAAGAAUAUACAUACAAAUAUUCAAAAAUAUUUAUUAUCCGUAGGAUAUAUGUGUUGAUAUAUAUAUAUUAUUUGUACAUAUACACUACAAACCAAAAAUAACAUGUUAAAUGUGAUUAGGUAUGGAUUACAGAAUUAUGGGUGAUUAUUUUUCUAUACUUAUUAAAUAUUAUGGGUGAUUAUUUUUCUAUACUUAUGAAAUAUUUUAUAAUGAACAUGUGUUACUUUUUAAACCAGGAAAUAGAAAAGUUAUGAUUCAAAAGUUACCAACAAAAAAAGUAGCAAGUACAUGCAAGCACAGAGUUCUACCAGAUCAAAAAAGUUCAAAUAAACUAUUUAAAUGAGAUAUUAACAUCACUACAGUGGUAGUUUUAAAAUCUAUCCGUAAAGUCUUUGAUACUCCUCCUUUCAGGAGGUGGAGCCUAGUCCUCCUCACCUUGGACAAGAGCUGGACUUAAUGACUUAACUUCUAAGGAAGAGAGAAAGACAGAAGUGACAGGGUGUGACUUUGGAGACCAGGUCAUAAAGGUCACUGUGGCAUCUUCCUUGCUUGCUCUCUUGGAUUGCUUGCUCUGGGAGAAGCCAACUGCCAUGUCCGGAGCAGCCCUGCAGAAAGGCCUACAUGACAGGAAUGGAAACCUUCUGCUAAAAGCCAGCAAGGAGUUGAGGCCUCCUGUCCACUGCUAUGCGAGUGGGCCACCUGCUAGCCUCAGGCAAGCCUUCAGAUGACAGCAGCCCUAUCUAUUAUCUUGACUACAACCUCAUAGAGACCCUGAGCCACAAAACCCAACUCAACCUCUCCUGGAUUCCUGAUCCUCAGAAACUCUGUGAGAUAAAAAAUGUUUGUUGUACUAUGCUGCUAAAUUUUAGGAUAAUUUGUCACAUAGCAAUACAUGACUAAUGUAAUUUCUGAGACAAAAGUCUUUUCACUUCAGAGUCAUCAUUGCAUAAACAAGAAUAUCAACUUUUAUGACAAAACCAUUCAUCCUUGUUUUAGGUGGUCCAAAUAUUUCACUACUAGUUAUAUAUGAGUUCAAAUUCAAUUCUGGAUAAUACGGUUUACUUACUAAUGGUAGAGGACCUGUCACAUUCAUCUUUGUAAUAUUUUGCUGUACUUAAUAUUGCAUCUUGUGUAUAGGAUGUUCUCAAUAAAAAUUGAUUGAAUAAA